Molecule: messenger RNA, 3462 nt
Organism: Pungitius pungitius (ninespine stickleback)
Lineage: Eukaryota; Metazoa; Chordata; Actinopteri; Perciformes; Gasterosteidae
Gene: nkpd1
Product: NTPase, KAP family P-loop domain containing 1
Exons: 6
Coding region: 594-2759 (721 amino acids)
Source: RefSeq, a predicted model, not a curated record
UCGUUAUGCUUUCAGGAACAACCCACCUUCCUCCGCUUCCAUGAAUAGAGAAAAGAUUGGGAGCAGCGGGAGAAGUAUGGUGCAACAGAUGUGAAAGGGUGAAUGGAAACAAACCUCUGCUCCAUCUCUCAGAAAUAAAUUUCAUUUUGCAUGUGACGUCAGUUCCUGGAGAGUGUCCAUCAGACGUGGCUUCUGGAUGUCAGGUGCAUGGUUUCCCUCUAUUGUCGGUGUUGUAAAGUUUUAUGACAUUGAAUUCAUUGGGGUAUAAGGUUCACUAAUCCUUGGCUCCACGCUUCUGUUUCCUGGACAUGUUCGAAGUGGCGGUUUAAAGAUGAGCGAAAAUAAAAAAGGUUUGAACUGAUAUCAACCAGAGUACACGUACUAACACAUCUCUCAAGUAAUACAAUGUGUACACUGGGAGAGUCCAAGUCAGUGGGAUUUUGCCUCGGCGCUCCCCUCACUGGUGACUGGAAGCACCCUUUGUCGGACGGACCCGAAGCCACGCUCACCAACUCAGCUCCCCUGCCGUUUCUCUAUAUCCGCAGGUCAAAGGGAUUUUAUGUUGAAGCUGCACACCCCACCUCACAGUAGACAUGACGAAGGCAAACAAGGAUGAUAUUUAUGCAUAUGCGCUGUCUAAGACUCUGACAGAAGUUUCAUCGCCUGCUACUGUAGGACUCUACUCCUCAUGUCAGAAUCGAAUUUGCAGGAUCCUCGGACAAAUGGCAGUGUACAUGAAGCAAGAAGCGUUGAAUAUUGAGUGGAAAUAUAAGGGACGUUACAAGCCGCGCUCAGUUGCACCUUCGCUUGGGGGCCUUGUAGCGCUCAUUGGUCGAAUGCUCUUCUACCGGCCCAUUUGGACAAAGGAGAACCAGCAGCACCACAACAUCAGGUUCAUCGAUGUGCAUUUUAGUGCCUGGCAUUUUGCAGGCAGUGACCUGCUUUGGGCUGGGCUAGCCAUGCGGCUGUUUCAGGCCAUGCAGGUGAACUUUGGGAAAUUACAGAUCGUCCUCUACCGUGUGGUUCAACAUGACGAAGAGGAGGAAGUCAAGAAGAAGACAAUCGAGGACAGCCCAAGACAUUGGAAGUCCAAAAAGUUUUGCUGCUGCCCUCUGUGGUUCCUCUGCCUGGUCAUCCUUGUGGUAGUAACCAUCAUCCUGGCAGUCCUGUCGACUUUCGGCCUUCCCGAGCUGAAACCAGGGGCGGCUCUGAAUGGAACAACCACCCAGGUGGGUGUGAUUGAGGGCCUGGCCAUCGCCGCCAUAGGAGUCCCUGCAGCAAGCGCGUUGAGGUUCGCCUUCCUGAUGGUCAAGAACCUCAUCUUGAACCCGGAUCUGAAGAUCAGGAAGGGAAUGGACAACGAACGCAUCAGCAACCAGCUGGGCUUCAUGGACGAGGUGAGGAAGGAGAUGUGGUUCCUCUCCCAAUUCAUCCGGUUCAUGGAGGUGUUUGAGCGGAGACGGAUCCGUGUGGUGCUGAAGGUCACCAACCUGGACCGCUGCUCCCCCAAGAAAAUAGUCGCUGUUCUGGAUGCCAUCAACAUUCUGCUCUCCGACGAGGAGAGUCCUUACAUUUCCAUCCUCGCCGUCGACCCAGAUGUCCUCGUGCAGAAGGUGAACUUUGCGGACGGCUGCUUCAGCAAAGAAGACCGAGCGUACGCCAUGUUGAGCCGCAUCGUGACGCUGGCGUUCACUGUCCCACCACUGUGCGACGACUCAAAGCGCACUCUAUUCCACAGCCUCACUAGCAUGUCGAAAGAACCAGAGAGCUUAAUCACAAGCAAAGGUAAACGUGGAACUGGGAGCCUCAAACAUACACGUUGCUGUGUGGAGAUUGCAUUUGACCCUGAAGAGUCCUAUGAACUGAUGGACAGGGACGCAGCUGCGCCGGAUGCAAACGAGGAGGAAGUGGAGGAGUCGGUCAGGAGCGUCCUGACCAGCGGCAAGAGGAAUCUGAACGAGUACAUGGUCGAGGAUGCCAUGUCCAUGAGGAGGGAGAUCAACUCCAUCCGAAUGACUGUGAUCAUUAUGAAGGCCUUGAAGAAGGAGCUUCCGCCAGCAGACCACAUCGCAGCGUGGGUGGUCCUGGCCAAUCAGUGGCCCUGCCGCCUCAGCUGGAUCAUCCAGUGUGUGGAAGACGCUCAGCAGAGAGCAGCCAUUGACCUUAACGACGAGGUCGACGCGGCUGAUCCAAAGACUUUGUGGGAAGUCUUCAGUGAGUCCAGGGCUGAGCUGUAUGUGAUGAGUGCACAGAUUGAGGACCUCCUCGAGCAAGACGGAGACCCUGAGAUGUUUGAAAGAUUUCUCAAGAUGGAUUUCCGAUUCACGGUACAGGACUUGAAAACCUUUGAAGAGGCGACGGUGAACCUGGACCGCUCGAUUAGGACACAGCUGGCUCAGCUCAGAGGGACCGCCAGGCUGAAAGAUUCUGGCUGGAUGAGGAACCUCGCUCCUCUACCAAUCACAACUAUCAUCAAUAUGGAUAAAGAGGAUGUGUGCAAAGAGUUGGCAAGAAUGGAAUUUGCCAGUAAGUACAUUGAUGUUGUGAGAAGCAAAGACCUCAACGGCCUGGCCCUGAUCUUUGGGGAUGCAGAUGACCUUAAAGACAUCCUAGGUAUGACCUUAGGUGAAUGGGCUACUUUUAGACUGCACUUCCUGGGUCUACCAUCACAUCUCCGACCCCAACAUAAGAAAAUGGCAGUGACACCAUUACAUUCUCAGAACCAGCGGUCGAGAUUUCAUCUCCAUGCUCCCAGUUAGCACUCGUCUACUGCAGAGAUAAAUGUUUUAAUCAAAUGCAGCCAUUAUUUACAUUACAAAAAAAAAAAAAAAACCUGCCCUUUUUUGCUAUGACAAGUCAGACUGUCUGCUGAGAGAAACACAAUAGGAUCCCAGUGAUAAAAAGCUGUGCAAGAUGUUAUUCAAACAAAACAUAAGAAAUACUUUGCUUUUUAAAUCCUGGUCAUAGGUUGCACAACUGUUAAAUAUUUUGUGCAAAUCCAGCUUGUGGAGAUUCCUAUGAUGUGUAUUUGGUGUCUGAGGGAUUGAAAUUCACUGUGAUGUGUUAGGGAGUACUACCUGUAUUGAUAUAGCGGAAAAUAUUGUACUCUAUUUCAUGCAAUAAAAUAACCAUUUUGACUAAUGCAAAACAUGCAAGUGUGCCACAAGAAAAUUGAGCUAUUAUUGUGUAUCACAACUCAUUUUUUCUAAAUACUUUUGGAAGUUUACAAACCGCGGAGCAAUAUGCUGACUCAUUAAUGAUAUUCUUACAUCAAAGGGUUUGCGUGUUAAAUGAUCAGCUGAAAGUUCAUUUCAUCGUUAUUCCUUUGAACUAUUUCCCCCAUAGUUGCAAACAUUACUUUUGCCUGAAAAUAUGAGGCUGACAAUCCCAGGGCAUUUACUGUAGAGGCAAUAACAUUCCACUGACAUCAGACAGUAACAUACAGUAAGCAUAUUUUGUUUA